Messenger RNA from Mucor velutinosus, 267 nucleotides. RefSeq lists its product as uncharacterized. The transcript has 2 exons. Bases 1 to 267 code for a protein of 88 amino acids. The record is from RefSeq and is a predicted model, not a curated record. Lineage: Eukaryota; Fungi; Mucoromycota; Mucoromycetes; Mucorales; Mucoraceae.
AUGUCUUCCAACGAAAAUAACGAAAUCAACAAUUCUCCUGAUGAGCUCACUCGUCUCGAUAACUUUGUGAAAGCUGCACCUGGUAACGAGUACACCAUCGAUCAAAAGGAGCAAACACUUUGCCGUCAAGCUGCUAAUGGCCAAAGGGAUUGUGUCAAGCUCAAUUUGGAAUAUACCCAAAUGUUUUCACAAAUGCAAAAACUCGGUUUCUUUUGUGCGUUACCUAUGGAUCCUACAGAAACAUACAUGGAAUGCCGAAGAGUUUAG